This is a messenger RNA of Ambispora gerdemannii, 1236 nucleotides long. Lineage: Eukaryota; Fungi; Glomeromycota; Glomeromycetes; Archaeosporales; Ambisporaceae. The record is from the annotation of a GenBank genome assembly.
AUGAACCACUUUUUACGCAUCGCUUUACGCAGGACCACCUCAAGAGGUACAACAUUCUCUCACCAUGCCACUCCCUUUGAAAAACAGGCAGCGGCAUUACUGAACAGUACUAUUAUCACACAUAAUUACAGCCACCAUAAUUCCAACUGUUUCUCCACAUCAGCACCCACCCAAAAUGCUAUAAACAACAUUACAGUCUACGGCUCAGGCUUAAUGGGUGCAGGUAUAGUGCAAGUAGCCGCCCAAAACGGGUACAAGGUAACCAUGGUAGACCUCGACGAACAAUACCUGCAAAAAGGCCGCGACAUUAUCCACGCAUCAUUGGUACGUGUCGGCAAAAAAUUGUACAAAGACAACGAAGCGAAACAAAAAGAACUAAUCGAGUCGACGUUCGCUAACAUUACCACCAGUACAGACUCGUCAAAGUCGGUCAAGGCAUCUGAUCUUGUUAUUGAGGCAAUAGUGGAAAAUAUCGAUAAAAAGCGGAAAUUAUUUUCGACGUUGGAUAAAGAGGCACCAGAGCAUGCGAUUUUCACGUCGAAUACAUCAAGUUUACCUAUUUCGGACAUUGCUCAGGCGACAGCACGACCUGAGAAAUUUGCGGGUCUGCAUUUUUUUAACCCGGUGCCGCAGAUGAAGUUGGUUGAAGUGGUGAGGACAGAUAAAACGAGUCAGGAUACGUUUGACACCUUGACUGAAGUCACGAAAAAGAUGCAAAAGGCACCGGUAGCAUGCAAGGAUACUCCUGGAUUCAUUGUCAAUCGACUUCUUGUGCCCUACCUAAUGGAAGCUAUGCGUGUCGUUGAACGUGGUGAAGCAACUUUUCAAGAUGUCGAUACUGCAAUGAAACUGGGAGCUGGAAUGCCAAUGGGCCCUUUUGAGUUAUCAGACUUUGUCGGAUUGGACACUCUCAAAUUCAUCGUCGAUGGCUGGCGAGCAGAUGGAAAGGUAGACGCAAACUUAGUUGCGUCUGUCAAACUGCUUGACGAUCUCGUCGCUGCCGGUAAUCUUGGACGAAAAACUGAGAUGCAAGUUGUAGUUCCUCCCUUUAAAAUAGAAUUUAGAUUCACUCAUCGUGACAUAUUAGAGAAAAGCAACGAAUCAAACCAUCAUCGUGCUCUCGAAUUCGAGUUGCACCAGACAAAUCUGGCUGCUGUCGCUAUACAUUAUUUCAAAUUGGUCAACGUGAAAAAAGACAACUUGAAAAAAUAUAUUAUUUAUUGGCAUCAUCGUUAA